Molecule: messenger RNA, 453 nt
Organism: Epinephelus moara (kelp grouper)
Lineage: Eukaryota; Metazoa; Chordata; Actinopteri; Perciformes; Serranidae
Gene: rplp2a
Product: ribosomal protein, large P2
Exons: 5
Coding region: 52-396 (114 amino acids)
Biological process (GO): cytoplasmic translational elongation
Cellular component (GO): ribosome; cytosolic large ribosomal subunit
Molecular function (GO): structural constituent of ribosome
Source: RefSeq, a predicted model, not a curated record
UCUUCCGGAUUUCCUAGCGUGACCGACGUUUCGUGUCUGUUUAGACUUAAAAUGCGUUACGUGGCCGCUUACCUCCUUGCUGCGCUCGGUGGAAACACCAGCCCCACUGCAAAGGACAUCAAGGCCAUCUUGGGCAGCGUGGGAAUUGAGGCUGAUGACGAACGCUUAAACAAGGUCAUCAGUGAGCUGAAUGGGAAAGACAUCAAUGAAGUGGUGAACUCAGGCCUCUCUAAGUUAGCCUCCGUACCAGCAGGUGGUGCUGUGGCGGCUCCUGCCGCUGCAGGUGGGGCCACUGGGGCUGGGGCUGCGCCUGCUGCUGCGGAAGAGAAAAAGGAAGAGAAGAAAGAGGAAUCUGAAGAGUCAGACGAAGACAUGGGCUUUGGACUCUUUGACUAAUCUGCCUUCUCUGUGUGUAAAAAGCAAUAAAAAUGUAAAAGGUUUACACUCAUAAAA